AUGUGUCCCAUGCCUGGGGCUCAAGACUACGUUGAUCUGGGCCGCAUCGGCUCGGAUCAGUGCGUCUGCGACAUCGGCAGCUUCCUGUCAAGCAGCGACUGCAAGAAGUGCACGGCUGGCAGUUCAGCUGCGCUUCGUGUCGUUCCGGCAGUAGAAGUCCUUGGGACAGGUCUCACACACCUUGGAGAAGAAGCUCUUGGCGAGCCCGGCACGCAAUCCACGCAGAUGGUGAACUCGCAGUACGUCCCUGCCGAAGUUGCAGGUGCCUUCGAAGCUGCCGAUGGUGUUUCAUACAGGUUGAGAGCGUAA
Messenger RNA from Guillardia theta CCMP2712, 309 nucleotides. RefSeq lists its product as hypothetical. Bases 1 to 309 code for a protein of 102 amino acids. Lineage: Eukaryota; Cryptophyceae; Pyrenomonadales; Geminigeraceae. The transcript has 3 exons. The record is from RefSeq and is a predicted model, not a curated record.